Paramecium octaurelia is the source of this 7551-nucleotide messenger RNA. The record is from the annotation of a GenBank genome assembly. Lineage: Eukaryota; Ciliophora; Oligohymenophorea; Peniculida; Parameciidae.
AUGCUGUAUAGGAUUAUUGAAAAGGUCUAUAAACAAAUUCCAUUGAAGUAUCAACAGAGACUAAAAGAUAUAGAAUUUGAAAACUUAUAGAGCAUGAGAGUAUCAAAUAAUCAUAUAAUAGAUUGAAUUUACUAAUGGUCUAGUGCAAAAAACAUAUAAUUACGAGAUUUUGUCAAACAAAAUACAAUUAAUCCAAGUAUGAUUAGUUUUAUCUAGGCAUCUACAGUAAUCAAAGAAUUAGUUAGAAUUUUGCUCAAAAUGGAAACUCUCCCUAUUUUUCCUUUAAUUUAUUUUCUUACUUUACAAGAAUUAUUCUGGUCUGAAUUCUUUAUUAUAUUAUACACGAUGAUGUGUUUAAUUAUCGAUAUGGCUUUCUCAUACUUAAUACUAUUUUGCAAUCUAAAAUAAAGAUGGAAAUUUGAAGAGAAUAUCAAUAAACAGUAAUGUCGAGUCUUAGCAGAUAUAGAUUAAUUGUUGUAAACUUAAAAUAAAACUCCUUCAAAGAAAAUCGAAUGGUAGUAAUUAAAAUUAGGUCAAAUCGUUUGUCUAUAGAAGGGAGAAAAGAGUCCAGCAGAUAUCUUAAUUUUAGAAUCAAGUUAGGAAUAAGUGUUAGUUGAUUUUAAAUAUAAAUAUCCUUGCCCUUGCACUUUUGUUAACUAGGCUUCUAAAACCAAAGGAAUCAUGACUAAAUUCUUAAUUAAUUUGAGUGGAUGGAUCUAGUUUUAAAGCUCUAAAUAAGGAACUAUUAAAUUGAAAAACGAUCCAAAGACCACCUAAUUUACAGAUGCAAAUAUUAUUAAUAGAGGCCAAAUAUUGAAUCAAACAGAUUGGAUUUUUGGGAUAGCAAUAUAGGUUGGGCAUGGAUGUUUUUAAUAAAGAGAUCGAUAUUAUAAUUGGAACCACUAUAAUUAGAAUAGUUUUUAUAUAUUUUUGAUAGAUGUUGUAAUUUUCUUUGUCCUUUUAAUUCCAAAGUUAAUUAGUUAACAAUAGUAUGAAUUUCCAACUUAUCAAAAUUCUAUUAUAAUGUGUCUUUUGCUUUUACCUUAAAAUUACUUUAUCAUUAAUUAAAUUUGGUUACUCAUUCACUAAUUCAAUCUAAACAAAUUAGAGAUUAGAUAACCUUCUGACAGAACUUUCAAUUUAAUUUAAUAAUAGUAAUAGUAAUUUUAAGAGUAACCUGAUCCAAUUCUGUAAGAAUAUGAUAAGAAAGUGCUCAUUUAAGUGUAAAAAGUAGGAUCGACAAAUAAUUCAAUAUUGAAUCUUGGUCUAAAAAAGAAAAAUCCUACUUAAUGCAAUAUCUAUCAAUAUAAUCAAUUAUCUAAUUAAAAUAUUUUAGAAUUGAUGAAAACUGAUGUUUUAGUUUUUGAAAAUCCUUAAAAAAUAUUAAAAGAUAAUGUUAGAGUUUGCUUAAUCAUACAUGACAAAUGUAGAUAUUACUUUAAUUACGAAAAAUUAUAAUCCAUUAUUGAAAAAACUACUCCAACUCAAAAAAUUAAUUAUGAAAAAUUACUAUUAGACACAAAUAGGUUUUAAGCUUAUGAUGAAUAAAAAACAUAAGAUAUUGAUCUAUUGCUUGCUGAGAAAUAAUAGCCUACCUUAAGGAUUGUUGAAGAAAAGAAAAUAUUCCAAAAAAUAGGGUUUUUAAAAGAAUAAACAAAGGUAAGCUAAUUUCAAAAAGAUAUGAGAGAUUCUAAAGACCUAAAAAAAUAAACUGGGGACCCUUAAAAACUAAAUCCAUAUAGUUCUUUUAGAAAGUAAACUGCAAGGAACUUAUUUUAAUCUAAUACUUAAGUCUAACAAUAAAAAGAGCCUAAUUAACAGUCAAUAUUAUUACAAUAAUAAUAAUCUAAUAUUAUAAUUUCAUAUAAGAAUUCACCUAAAUUGUAAAGAUAAAGAAGUAGUAAUCAUCUCUCCUAAAGUCAAUUGAAUCCAAAUGUCAGAUCUUAGGGAGGAUCAUUAAAAAACAUUACUCCCACUUAAUAAGAUUUGAGCAAUGAUUAGAUCAUAGGAGAUGUGUUUAAUGAAUAAGAUUUUAUUAAUAAGUUGUUGAAUAAAUCUGAUGUAAUAUCAAAUGAAAUUUUAAUUGUUUUACUGCUUUGUAAUAACAUUGAGAGUGUUUAUGAUAAGAAAGAAAAGAAGAUUUAAAAUAUAUAUUACAACUCAUUUGAUGAAUCAAUUUUAGAAUUUGUUAAGAUAUUUGAUUAUAAAUUUAUUUCAAGUGCUACAAUCGAUAAUUUCAAAGUCGAAUAUAAAUAAGAUCAAAUCGUAAAGAAAGCUGUCUCUAUAUAAGGAGUUGUUAAGAUUUUUGAUAUUAUAGCUUUAUUGUAGCCAACUGAAAAUCGAUAAAAUACUCUCUCUAUACUUGUUAAAGAUCCUGAAUCGUUUGAAUUGGAAGAAGGAGCUUUAUUAUACACGAGACAAGAAAUAUGUGACAAGAAUUAUAAUGAUCAAAGAUUCCCUCAAAUAAAUGAGACUAUAGAGGAAAUGUUUUGGGAUGGUUAAAAGUCGAUUAAAUAUUUAAAAAAAUAAUUGGAUUUCUAGUAAACAUAAUAGUUUUUAAAUAAAUUAAAUUCCAUCAAUGAGACAUAUGGUAAUAGGGAACAGGAGCUAGACAAUCUUUACAAAUAGAUUGAACAAGAUAGUUAGUUUUUCUUUAUUUUGGGAUUGAAGUAAUUUAUAAGAAUGAAAAGCUAAUUAGUAUCUUAAGAGAUCUGUAGUAAUAAUCUCAAUCAAGAAAUCAUGUUCUAAACACUUUUAAAAUACAAUUUUAAGACUUGCUUUGUGAUGGAUACAUAUGAAGAUUUAAUAUCAUUUUUAAGAACCUACCACAUUACUGAAAAGAAUUCUAUUGAUCUAUUUCUAGAAGUCAAUUCAAUUCAUUAUAAGUUUAGAUAAUCUAUUCAAAAUUUAAUAGAAAAAUAAAAUAUUUUUGAGGUUUACUCAUAAAAAUUGAUUGAAAACUUUAUUGUAAUUAAUGCUGAAACUCUAGAAGCAAUAGUAAAAGAUGAUUAUCUAAAAUAUCAUUUCGUUGUGCUGUUUUAUUUUUCAUAGGGAGUUGGAGCCUAUUAAUUAGAUGAAAAAUAAAAAGGGAAACUUUUAAAAUUGAUUACAAUUACUGAAAGAUAUAUAGCAUCUAUUGGUUCUGGAUUAGACAAUUAAUAUUUCUUUUACAAAUCUAAUUAUUCUUUUAAUUUAUACGAUAAAGAUCCACAAUGUGCACUUUCUAACCCAAACUUUUUAAUUUCUAAGACUGAUUAAAUGCUGAAAUUGUUAUUUUAUUAUUGCCCAGCUACUUACUUAAAUUAUGAAUCUGUAAUUUUAAUCUAGAUUUAUCGAUGCUUUUUAUUUGGUUUUUUAUCGUAUAUGAUUGAUUAUUAAAAUCAAUUUUAUGCUUUAGAAGAAUUAAUUUUCUUUGUAUUAGUUCCAAGCAAUGUUGUUACGUGUAUUCUUAAUUAUGAAAACUUUAUGCAUUAAAAAUCAUUUGACAAAAAUUAAUUUGAAAUAUAUCGAAAGAGACUAGAGUUGAUAAAAUAAAGUAAUAUUUAUGUCAAAAUUAUCAAAAUAAUUUUUAUAGCUUUGCUGGAUUCAAUUUUAAUUGAAAUUUGUUUUAAUAUCUUUGAUAUAUUCUAAAGUUAGGAGCUCACAAAUUAUUCUGUUUUUAUAUUCAUUAUUUUUGAAUUAGUGGAAAAGUCAAAAUACAUUAUGACCCAGUUCAACUCAUAUUAUGAUUUAGGCAGGAUGCUAAAACUAAUAUUCUCAUACAUAAUAUUAUUAUCUUUGUUAGUAUUAAUAUAUAGUCUUGUGAUCACAGAUAUUAUAUAUUAAUUAUCAAGCUUAAAUUUUAUAUUUUGGAUUUUUGGACUCAUAUUUGCUUUAUCAAUCUCAUUUGUCUUAUAAGAAGUGUUAAUACUUACCGAAUUCUGCUUCCCAUGUCCAAAUGAUAUUCAAUUUCACAUAGAAAAUCAUAUUUAGAUAGAAAAGCUAAGCUAAUCUUUGAAAUAUUUAACCCAAUAAUAAUCAAAUGAGCCAAAAUUGUUUAUAGAGAAAUUAUUUGAAGGAAAAGAUUUUAUGGAUGAACAACUUCUUAAAAAGAUUAAGGGAGAUUAAUAAAUGACUGAUUAAAUGGAAAAAGACUUAAAAUUUACAGACAAGAGAACAGAAAAGGAUUUUCUUAAUUGGCUCAAACCUUAAAAUAAAUAUAUUUAUUACAUUUAUGAAUUAACUAUAUUUGGAAUAAGAAUCUAUUAAUAAAUCACUACUCUUUAAAUAGCUUAUUUAGUGAUCUCUAUUAUCUAGUUUGUAGUGAUGAGUUUGCUUCCAAUAAUACAAAUAUCUAAAUUUAAACCCUUAGUUUUGAUUGGUUUAAGAUUUGCAUUUUUUAUAGUGUUACAUAUCUUAUUAGAUACAUAGAUAAAUGAAACUUUAAUGUUUCUGAUAGCCAUUUCCUUGACUCAUCAUCCAUUAUUAGGGAUAUAUGGAUAUUAUUGUGUUUGUUUUAUUACAACUAUUUUAGAUUUGCUGAUGGUAGGAAUCUUUACUUAUACUGAUCCAUAUCUCAUUCUAAAUCAUGGUUUAAUUUUAAUUGAAAUUUGUCUUCCACUUAUGUUUUAAGUUUAUAAAACAGAAUUCUUAUAAAGAUAUUAAUAUGUCCUUUAAAACAAAUUGUUGGAUGAGUAUAAAAAGCUGAACGAUGCUUUAGGUUUGCUGAUGCCACGUUUCAUUAAAGAAAGAAUGUCAAAAGGAUAGAUAUAAAUAUCAGAAGAUCAAGGAGAUGUUGCUAUAUUGUUUUGUGAUAUUUAUGAUUUUGAUGACAUAAUUAGAAAUGAAUAAAUCAAAGUUGUUGAAUUUUUAGACAAUUUAUAUCGUCAAUUUGAUUAAUUCUGUUAAGCAAAUGAAUUACAAAAGAUUGAAACCGUUGGUAAAACUUAUAUGGCAGCUGGUGGACUAAAAGACUAUAACAUUUCUGAUAAUUUAAAUCCUACAGAAAGAAUUUUAGAUACAGCUCUUUAAAUGCAGGAAAGUGUUAAAACUAUGAAAUAUGGAGACAACAAAGCUGUCAUUCUCAAGAUUGGUAUUCAUUAUGGAAGAGUCAUAGCGGGUGUUAUUGGGGCUCACAAACCGUAGUUUUCAUUGAUAGGGGAUACUGUCAAUACAACGAGUAGAGUUUGCUCAACAUCAGAACCGGGAAUUGUAACUCUUAGCUAAUAAGCUUAUGAGAAGGUCUCCAACAAGAAAUAUUAAUUUAAAUUAAGGGAAGUGGAAGCGAAGGGAAAAGGAACUAUUAAAACUUAUUAGUUUAUUAAAGGAGAUAAAAAAUAAUAAUAGGCAAUUCUAAAAGUUGCUGAUAAUAUUUCAAAAUCUCCUAAUCCUCACUUAUAAAAUUAAAUGAUCAAAAAAAUAUCUGAAAAUUUGAAGAGCAAAUAGCAAACCAUUUUAAAAAAAGUAUCAAUAAAUGAAGAAAAAUAAGAUAUCGCACCAGUAACAAUCUAAAAUACAAAUAUGAAUGUAAAUACCAAAUUAAUAUAACUUUCAUCUCCAUAAUCUAUACAACCAAUGAUUAGAGCUUAAUCAAGAUCAGUAUUUAAUUCUUCAUAUUAAAUGGCAUUACUUACUCCUAAUGAAUAGGAUUAAGAUAAUAAUAAUAACAAUAAUAUAAAUAACAAUAAUAAUAAUAACAAUAAUAAUAAUAAUAAUAAUAAUAAUAAUAAUAAUAAUAAUAAUAAUAACAACAACAAUAAUAACAAUAAUAUUAGCAAUAAUAAUAAUAAAUAGGAAGAAAAGGACAAAUUUAAUCUCAAUAAUAUAUAAGGUGAUGGAUUAAAAUCUAGCAUACCUCUAGGGGGAGCUGCAGCAGGUUAAUAUUCAAAAAGAAUCUCAAAUUUAGCUUUUGAAUUGAAUCCAAUAAAGUCAAGAAAAUCCGUUUACAGGAGAGCAGGUACCAAAACAAAUUUACCUGAAUAAGAUUAAAUUUUAGGAAUGGCUACAAGUGGUUAAAAAUUGGCUGAAAGCGUAAGGGUUGAUUUGCCUCCUGUGAAAAAAAAGAGAACUAGAAUAAUUGCUGAAAAACAAAUGGAUUUUAUAGAUAGAAUAGAAUCUUUAUCAGUUCACAAAACACCAAAAGAAUUGAAGCAGUAAUCUCAUAUGGAUGAAUUAGAGAUAAGAAAGCUAAUAGACAUUGAAGAAAGUAUUUAUUAAAAUGAAUAUGAUUUAAAAAAUAUGGAAGAAAAAGUUGAAAUAUAAGAAUAUGGUAUCUAAGAAUCUAACUAUAAAAGUGAUAGUCAUGAUUCAUAUUUCUCAAUUUAUGAUUAAUACAAAGAGUUUGACUUAAAAUAGGUAAAGAUUUUUAUCGUUUUUAUAAUAAUUUUAUUGAUAAUCAAGAAUUUAUUUUAUUACCUAUUAACUUCAAUAAGCGAAGAGUUAUAGGUGAUAUUUAUUUGCUAAUCAGUAAUUUGUUUAGUGUUAUCAAUAAUAAUUUACAAUGUAAAAAAGAUAUUUAUGUUGAAAGUGCUAAUAGGUCUAUAUUUUGUAAUUUUUUCAAUAAAUAAUAUUUUGAUUGUAGAUGUUCAUAAAUCUGAUAUGGAAUUAAUAUUUUAAAUAAGUCACAUAACAGCUGUUUAUUUAAAUUUAUUCUAUUUAUAGAUUUACAAUAGAAAGGAUCGAAUAAAAUUGUCAGUCUUGUACACAAUAUUGAUUCUAAUAAAUCUAGUAUUUAAUGAAUAUAUUCUGGAUAUAAUUCUCUUCUCAAUAUGCAUAUUAGUAUCAAGUUUCAUCAUUCAAGAAAAGGAAUUAAAAGUUCUUGCUGAAAAUUAUUAAUGCUUUUCGCAAUUUGAAUCAAAAAAUGCGAAACAAACGUAGAUCUUAUAAUAUUUAUUACCAUAGCACAUAAUAGGUAGGUUUUUUUCAACAGAUAUUACAACAACAGACAAUUUCACUGAUGUAUUUCAAAAUUGCACUAUUCUGUUUGCGGACAUUGCUGGCUUUACAAAGUACUCAAGUUCAGUAGAACCAGAAUAAGUAGUAAAUAUGCUUAGGAUAUUAUUCCAAUAAUUUGAUGAAGCUUGUUAAAAAUUUUAAGUGUACAAAUUAUACACAAUUGGUGAUUGUUAUGUUUGUAUGGGUAUCAUUGAUGCUAAUAACAGAGAUCCUGUUGGUGAAGUAAAUUUAUAAAUAAUUAUAUAGGCAAUAAAUAUGGUGUUGUUUGGAUUAAAAAUGAUACAGAUAAUCUAAUAGAUAAAUAAAGAUCCUCAGUUUUAACAUUUGAACAUGCGUAUUGGAGCGCAUACAGGAAGAGUAAUAGGAGGUGUUGUAGGAACAGACGUUGUUAGGUAUGAUAUUUAUGGAGAAGAUGUUACAACAGCCAAUAAAAUGGAAUCAAAAGGACAAGAAGGUAAAAUAAUGGUAAGUUAAGCUACAAAGGAUUUGAUAGAAAGCGAUGAAGAAUCUAUUGGCAUUUUCGAUUUUGAAUUUGCAUAAGAAGUCUUUUUGUCUUAAAAUAAUACUACAAUAUCUACUUAUUUUGUACACUUUGAUUAAAAUGGUGAUGAUUAAUGA